This is a messenger RNA of Paramecium primaurelia, 1065 nucleotides long. NCBI's taxonomy places the organism in Eukaryota, Ciliophora, Oligohymenophorea, Peniculida, Parameciidae. The record is from the annotation of a GenBank genome assembly.
AUGCAAGGCUCUUUUUUAGAGAAGGAAGCUCUAGCUGACAUCUUUAGUCAAAUAAAAGGUGUAGAUGAGCAAAUUUUUGGUGUCAUUUUAGAAAAAUUAAGAAAGGAAAAAGUUUAAGGCAUCAUUGGAUAUCUUUCUGAUAAGGGGACUCAAAGCCAAUUAGAAUCAUGUAUCUUAAAAAAAGGAGUCUUUAUCACCCAGGCUGAUAAAGAAUAGAAAUUGUCUGUAGUUAGAAAUGAUAUCAUAUAAAUCACAGAAGUCUUAAGAAAAUUAAAAGACCAUGACUUCAAUAAGAUAAACUAUUCCUCUGAAGAAAAUUUAGAAUCUUCAUUAAAUCUAAUUAAUAGCGUCAAGGAUAAUAAAUAGAUCAUCGAAUUUCUUUAAUUUUUAGUUCAACUUACAUCUAUUGAUAACUCUCUAAUAUAAUGCGGGUCUAAUUCAUUACAUAUAUUAGUUUAUAUGAGGGUGGACCUUAGAAAUAAAUGUUUUGAAAAUAUCAGGAUCAAGAAUACUUCUAUAAUUAGAGGUAAUUUUGUUGGAUUUAAUUUCAAUGGAUCUGAAUUUGAUAAUCUGUUCGAUUGUAAAUUGAAGAACAUUGAAAUCCAUGAAUUGAAUAAAUUUGAUGGUCAUGCAAGCACUGUCUACUCAGUAUGUUUCUCACCUGAUGGAAAUACAUUAGCAUCUGGUAGCGAAGAUAAGUCUAUCCGUUUAUGGGAUGUCAAAACAGGGUAAUAAAAAGACAAACUAGAUAGUCAUACUAGCACUAUCUACUCAAUAUUUUUCUCUCCUGAUGGAAAUACAUUAGCAUGUAAUGAAGAUAAGUCUAUCCGUCUAUGGGAUGUCAAAACAGGAUAAUAAAAAGCCAAAUUAGAUGGUCAUGAUAAUUGGGUAAGAUCAGUCUGUUUCUCUCCUGAUGGAAAUAUAUUAGCUUCUGGUAGUGAUGAUAAGUCUAUCCGUCUAUGGGAUGUCAAAACAGGAUAAUAAAAAGCCAAAUUAGAUGGUCAUNAUUUUGUAAUUAUUAAGAUUAAAGGAGAUAAUUAUAUCUUCUCCAACCUUUAUAUAUGA